Molecule: messenger RNA, 1501 nt
Organism: Stylophora pistillata
Lineage: Eukaryota; Metazoa; Cnidaria; Anthozoa; Scleractinia; Pocilloporidae
Product: G protein-coupled receptor 83-like
Biological process (GO): G protein-coupled receptor signaling pathway
Cellular component (GO): plasma membrane
Molecular function (GO): G protein-coupled receptor activity
Source: RefSeq, a predicted model, not a curated record
GAAAUUAAUUGAAUUCUCAUUUGAACAAGCUUUACUGAGAAGAAGUCGUAAAACCCACUUCUCCAUCAAAAUGAACAACAGCUCCAGCGCAUCAAUACCAAACGAAACAAAAGUCCUCCGAGACCACAACUCAGUUACCACAGAACUGAAAAUUGGCAUGACCGUAGCAUACGCGGUUAAUUUUGUCUUCGCAUUGCUUGGCAACUCCUUCGGGUUGUCUGUGGUACUCAAGAAAUCAUCGCCCCUUGGCAGAAUCAUGAGCCUAUUCAUCGCCAAUAUGGCCGCGGCAGAUCUCUUGUUAACGUGUACAGUGGUGCCGUAUCAGGUUGCUUAUUUUCACAGUGGAGGUACGUGGUUUGGAGGAGCAUUUGGUACCGUAACUUGUAAACUUUUCUCCUACGUUGUCACUGUUUCCAUAGCAGCUACGGUCCUAACAAUGUUGGUAAUCUCGAUUGAUAGAUUCCAUGUAAUAUUCUAUCCACUGAAAAGAAGGUUAUUUCGAAAACCAAAGAUCUUGUCGACCAUAAUUUGGUUUUUAUCAUUUCUAUUAAUGAUCCCAUGCCUUCUCUAUUCUGCUGUUGAAUUCGACACUGCACAAAGCGCAUACACGUGUUCCCAGCUUUCCUCAAAACUAGAUAAAGACGUUAUCAAGAUCUUCCAUGUUUGUCUUUUUAUCACCCUCUAUGCAUUACCUCUUUUCUUUAUGGUUUUGCUUCAUCUUUUGAUUUGCCGAAAGUUGUGGCUUCGCAAAAUCCCAGGAAAUGUAUCGUGUGAGAGUCAAACCGCCGUUGGCAGAUCUAAACGCAAGAUUGUGCGGUUGUUGGUUAUAAUUGUCGUAGUGUUUGCGUUUUGUUGGUUUCCAACGUACGUCAAUCACUACUUUUGGUUUAUCCGCCGUGAAUCCAAGCUACCAAUGGGGGUUCAGUUCUUUUUCUUGUGGUUAGCGCACGCAAACAGCGCCAUAAACCCAUGUCUUUACAUUAUGUUUAAUGAUCAUCUUCGUUCUAGACUGAUUUCUACUCUAAAAUCAUAUUUUUGACAGAAAUGUCCUUGUUUUAAACCAGCUUAUCGAUCAAUUGUUCGUCUGUCCCAAACGAAAAAGACAACCUUAGUAUAACUAAUAUGGAUGUAGUUUUGCUAAUCGAACCAUCCUGUAAUUAAGACGGAUAUUAUCCAGCCCAGCUGAGAAACAGCUCUUAACAGCGGCAAAAAGAAGCGUUUGCGUUUGUGACCACCCUACGGGAGGGGGAUAUCAAAAGGGCCAGUUAGUAUGGCUGAAAGGUGUUGUACUAUAGCUGACAUAAGCCAUUUUCUUAAGUAAAAUACUGUUCAGUCUUCCACGAAAUUAAGGAAAAUGAUGAAUUUUUUAGGAUUAUCAAUAACAUUUCGCGGUUUGUUGUGGGGACUUUUCAUUAUGCCUUACGAAGCUGGGUUAGUUUUAUGAUACUGAUGUACGUGCAUAUAUCAGCUGUCUUGUAAACAGUAACUGUCAGAAUAGCGA